AUGGUGGAGAAGGCUCGUGAGUGGGAUAUGGAGUUAGAGUUCUGCACCAAGCGGAAACCAGAGCAGGCACAAACAACAGCAGGUCAAGCUAAAAAACCUAAGACCUCGGAUUCUUCUGGUAGGGGCCAGCAGGGCCAUGGCCGGUGUGUAAAAUGUGGGAGAUCGCAUGGUGGGGUUUAUCGGGCGUCAGGCUCGGGAGGAGGAGGACCGGUGAAGGCGCCUGUGCCCGCCACAAUGAGGAUCACUGAUGGCCACCCUGCUAAGGUGGACACUCUAGCGGUGAAGAGCCACACAUUUCAGUUGACUACCGAGGAGGCUCGGGCAGCGUCAGACGUCGUGGCCGGGAUCUUUGUGGUCAAUGGUAUGUCGGUUCACGUUCUAUUCGACUCGGGUGUUACCCGAUCAUUUGUAUCUCUUGUACUUAGCAAGAAGUUACGGGAUGCGCCAAGGACUUUGGAUUCCCCGCUUGAGGUUGAGAUUGCGGAUGACCGCACUGUGAAAGCUGCGAGGGUGUAUCGGGACUGUGUCCUGAAUGGGAUUGGGGAGAGGUUUCGUGUUGAUCUAGUACUGAUACCGUUGCGAGGGCUGAAGGUGAUCGUUGAGAUGGACUGGUUGGGGGCCAAUGGGGCCAUGAUCGAUUGA
This is a messenger RNA of Lactuca sativa (garden lettuce), 642 nucleotides long. NCBI's taxonomy places the organism in Eukaryota, Viridiplantae, Streptophyta, Magnoliopsida, Asterales, Asteraceae. The record is from RefSeq and is a predicted model, not a curated record.